CACACUUUCAAUACUGGGUUACGAGAAUUUUACUUCAAGGUCCUCGUUUAGGAGCAAAUAGAGGAGGUAUAAAUGGAAAGACGAGCAACAAUAGCUCACAGUUGGAGUUCAACAACUCGAUCGAAAAUGUAUGCGUACAUCUGUUUUGUAAUGUGCUUCUUCGUCGGUAGCAGCUUAGCCGACUAUCCGCAAAGAGAAGCGUCCUACUACUCCGCUCCAAACGACCCGUAUUCGGUGGGCAUCAACCAUAACUCAAUUCAGGAACCAUCCCAGAGACUUUUCUGGGGAAACCAAGGCAGCAAUCAAGUUGGUGGAACUGGACUAUGGGCUACAUUGACGAAUAAGUUCCCGUUCCUGGGAAAUAUGUUUGGCCGUAUGGAACUGCCGACACAGUACGGCGCGCCCAGUCAGUACGACGUGUCUCAGCAGUACGGUGUUCCACCGAGGUUCCAGCCUCAGUACUAUUCCGGCCAGCAGCAAAUCUAUCAGCAAGUUCCUCAGCAGUUCCCGCAGCAGUUUGCUCAACAGUUUCCUCAACAGUUCCCUCAACAGUUUCCUCAGCAAAUCGGACAGCGAUUUGUGCCUUCAGGUCGCGACGUGGGAAUAACUGACGAUGCAGUGAUAGUGACACCUCCAUUUGUGCCACCAGUGCAACCCCCUCAGUUCCCAGCUCCCGCACCAGCACCGGCGCCCGUACCGGUACCUGCACCCCAGCCCUCACCAGACCAGGGGUACACCUAUGAGAGGCCUCAGUACAGGUUGGAACUUCCCCACAAAUAAACCGAUGCGCUUUACUAACUGACUGACCGUAGACGCUAAGUAAAUAUAGUCAUUGCACUUUUUUGUUUAAUUUACUGUCUGUGUUUUCUUUUGGUAAAUAUUUCAUAUUUGCCCAUGUGUGAAGAACAACACGUACUUGCCAAAUAUUUUAAUUAUAAGUGCGACACCGUGUCAACUGAUUAAGUAAGAUUUAACAAAACAAACUUAGUUAAAGAUCAUUAAACUCGGUCCAGUUCAGUUUUACCUACUGGUUAAAUUCAACAGCUUUACAUAGAAGCAUAUAAAUUAAUUGUGCAAAAUGAUUAUUUGAACACAAUUAUUUGAACGUGUUACAGAAAUAAAUAGAAAUUGCAAUUGUAAUUGUAUAUCAAUCACCAUAUGUAUUCUCCGCUACAAUACUACGAAUUUCUCUGUUAUAAUAUUAUGAAAAUAAUAUCGACUACGGGUUUUAUAAUACUUAAACUGUCAAUUGUAAUGUGCUCUCUGAAUUUAUUUUUAUAGAUGCAAUAAAAGUAUUUAAACUA
Molecule: messenger RNA, 1304 nt
Organism: Spodoptera exigua (beet armyworm)
Lineage: Eukaryota; Metazoa; Arthropoda; Insecta; Lepidoptera; Noctuidae
Source: the annotation of a GenBank genome assembly